AGCAUGUGGACCAAUGCCGUGGUGCACUUUUGGAAAGGACGCAAUUCAGACCGCGCGAUUCUGGAAAAGGCUGCGAGCCUCGGCGCGCGAUUCCCACAACACGCGGUUUUUUGUACCCACGGCAUUCUUGCCACCACCGUCAUCGUGUUGUGGGCCGACCACGUGCAGAAAAAAAUGGACUUGCUCGCCAAAUUUGCUCGUCGCGACUAUACCCAGACAAACUCAAAAGGCGACGAGGAUCAAGACAGCGGGACAGAGAAGAAACCUUACGGUGAAGUGGCAGUGAUGGCCCAAGUCACAGGCGUGAUGCCAGUUUCUGUCCCGCCAGUAGGCGAAAGAGGAAAUCGAAAUCAAGCAGGUCAGACACUGAGUGCAACAACUAUUUUCGACAGUAGAACUGCGCUCGAGCGGUAUGUGCUGGAUGACAACCACUUCGAGAGUUCAGCCACACCUGAGGAAGAUCGGAAACGGAUAGCCAGGGCGAUAAUACCCCGGCGACGCUCCAGAUCACAUCGGAUCGCGCGGUCGUUAAUGGGAAUAUUAAGCACUACAAGCGGCAGUGCGGAAGACACAGACUUCUACUUCACGAGAGCCAGAAGUCGUGCCGCCACGAAUUCGAACCACUCCACCCAGACGCCAGCACUUGAGGAAAACGGGAAACACGAAAUUGAUCAACAAAAUGAUACCGCCGCACCCUCCUGGUCGGCCGACAAAGUGCUUUCAGCGCUUCAGGACAAGUUUUUGCCCGACUUCCAGCUUCGGUUUUCCUGUGUGAAGUUCGCAAAGCCCGAUGCCAUCCGCCGGGUCUGUAGGGCAAACCUACUCCAUCUCCUCUCGAAGGAGCGCGAUACCUGCUUCGAUGUUAUCAGCCCGAGCAGGUGGGGGCUCGCUGCCUCUGACCUCUCGGCCGUCGCAGACCUGCUAGUUGAGGAGGAGGAAACGUUAAGUGUCUGGCAACAGGUCUUUAACGGGACGUCGUCUACCUCAGCAGUAGAAAAGAAAGACCCCUCCUCGCCCACGGCUACCAGUACUAGUACCAGCACCGACGAGAGUGAAGCUGUUAGAGACGCAAAAACAAAAGAAGUAGAAGACAAUCAAGACACAGACACUGAAAGUACAACAGAAAGAGCAUCAGCUUCGAACACAAUGGAAGCAGCUACGACAACCUUUUCAUCAGAAGACGAUCCUCCUGCUUUUAUUGUCAACGGGGAAGUCAUUACUGCAGCCAAUGCUGCAACAGAUGAGGACAUGGAAAAGGAAGGGACUCUCGACCAAGAAUUGCAACUCUUCUACGACGUGCUGCUGCUGCACGGCCGAGGCCGAGACCACAACGCGGCCCGUGAUAGCUCCCCUCCCUCCGAUGAAAGUAGUAGCAAUAGAAAUGCGGACGAGCAGCAUGAUCAUGAAAUUCGAACCAUUUUUGAACGCGAACGCAUUUCCUCAAUAAAUGACCGGACGGUCUACGAUAUGAUGGACAGACUCGAGAGCGAAUUGUUUCAACACAGCCGUUCUUUUCGCGCGGUUCCACGUGCAGCCGAAGGUAAGGAAUCCCCUCCUGCACCGAUCGACGCGGAAAAUGCGGCCAGUAGUGCUUUCGCGCUCGCAUCCGAAGAUGAAGCCUCCAAUGCAUUGCGUCCAGUAACUCUCUUCCAGCCGCACAAAUCUGCGAUAGAAAAGGAAACGCAAACGCCCGCCUUUGACUACAAUCAGCCCAAACUACUGGCUCCCGGCCUGCUGAGCGCAGCAAAUCUCCGCGGCCUCUCGGUGAAAGAGAUUUUUGCACACAGCCACUUCGUGCCCCCGCAGGGACUGACGCUUGAACAGCGCCAACAGCACACCCUCCGUGUUUGCAACGUGGGAAUGCACUUUUCCUUGGCACAAGAGGCGUCGUACAUGCUGGAGAACCACGUAGCGCUGGAUCUUCUCCAGUACAAAGCGGUCGAAACGGUGUACGAAAUCUACGACCCGGCACACUGCGGCAAGGGUAAAACCAGCGGCGGCGACGCGUGCUCCUCCAACACUAAAGAUGCGGUCGGUAUUGCCGCCCUGAUGGGCGAGGUUAGCGCCGAGGAUCACGCACAGAUCGGAGAGCCAGGGUACCGCCCCACGCGGCGCUUCAUGGAAGUGGUGGGCGAGCUGCGGAUCGAGGAGUUCUUCGAGUUCGCCGAGCGGGCCGCGGCGCACUGGGAGCAGUACCAGAUGGAGAAGAAGGAGAAAAAGUUCGACCUUCUCAUUUGCUCCAGUCCCGCGAUCCUCUGCUCCGUGUUCGCGCACGACGAGCAACUGGCCAUCAUCGCUUACAUCGGCGAGCCCCUGCUUUCCGGUAUCACGGGGAAGCGCGAGCGAGAGUGGUGGUUCCGGAAGUUUCGCGAGAUGACGCUGCAGCGGCCGCGCACGUUAUGGCGUUCUCAAACGUUACAUUCUCAACUGUUACAUGAAUUUGUCAUGCAAAAACACUAUCACUCUCAACACGAUCAAGCCUUCUCCGAAUGACAACUUCUCGACGCGCUAGAUAGCAUUAUAAUCUGCUCCAAACCUGUAAUGCAAAAGGCGCAACGUUUUCCCUUUCACUUUUGCCAUUCUUGCAUUACACAGUUGAGAAUGUAACGUUUGAGAACGCCAUACACGUUCGUCGCGGCCUACAACCCCUACAAGGCACACAUGAUCCGGUACCAAACCGGGCUCUACAUGCCCAUCAUCCGGUAUGGGAGUGUCAGGUUUGAAAUCGACAAAGUUGAAAUAAUUUGUCAUGCAUAAAAUGGAUGCCAGUUAGACCUGCAGUUUGUAGUCGGUGCAUGACAAAUUUUCCCGGUCCUGCAAGCGAGUCUGUAUUGCGGUUUAGGGCAAAAGAGCUGCCUUCUGUCAUGCUAGUCAGCAGUCCAACUUUUGACCCUUACCAGGACUAUAAUCUGCCUCCCGUGCGUCCUCUGCAAUAGAGUCACGACUUUGUGUAUUGCAUUUUAUACGAUGACAAAUUAUUUCAACUUUGACGAUUUCAACUCUGACACAUCCAUAUCCGGGCUUUCGGGAAGCACACUGGUGCCGUGUGGUCCAACCCGCUCAACGAGGUGAAAAGUCGCCUGCGGGCCGUGGUGGCACCAGCCAGCCGAUCUGUUUUCGAGCAGCUAGUAGCUCGUGCAGGUAGUUUACUAGGACAACAACAUCAUCUACCAGUCGAUAAUCUUCGGGAAAAGAAGUGCGAGUGGGGGCCCGAUGGCGAAGAGAUCACACCGGAAAAAGAGGUGCUCCAGGUGCACAUUCUGCUCAACAAGGGCCCCUUUAGUUGCGUGGAUACCGCCAGCUUGCUGAAUCAGCUCACGUACUACACGGAGGAUACAGUUACAAGUUCACCUGAUACUUCUGUUCCUGCUGACUCGCGCGACGAAAAAACUACGACGUCAACUACACAAAGGACGUCGAUUUCAAGUAGUACCAAACAAGAUCAAGAAUCCCCUUUCGAGGACAAUGCACUAGGUUCAGUGCUCCCUGAGGUACCGAUAAAGAGGGCGAACGAAAAAAAAACCUGCAAGUGGUCUUCUUCUUCCUCCGCAGGAGACGGCGCCGGACGGCUCCCAGACAUACCAAGCGUGAAGCUUAUUUUUAGCGACGUCCGGAACCAGCGGCCCCGCCUCUCGUACGAGGAGAUGGCGCGGAAGUUUUUCGCAGUGGUGUUUUACCCUUACGACGUCGCGCUCAUGAUGUACUACGAGCUCUACAGCAUGGGCAUCCCGAUCUUUGUCCCCGUUCGCGAACACCUUCGCUUCUUCCUCUUCCGUGGCAUUCACAGUUUGCACAAGCGACGGCACUUCAUCGACGAGAAGACCCUGAACGGUACCCACCUGUACCCCCCAAACACGUCGCCCUUUUUCCACUGGGGGGACAUGACGCAGACAGAGGAGGCCGCUGCCAAGUUUUUCAGAAAUGACGCUGAAUACUGGAGCGUGUUGUUUUCGGACUACAGCCGCGACCCGCACCUCUUCCGGUUUUCCAGCAGUGCCGACCUGUUUGUGCAAUUGCAAAAGUUGACGCGCAGCGAUAUGGCCAGCGCCCGGGACGGAAACGGCAGCGGGAGUCCGAUCGAAGCGAAAACUAGACGAAUGCGGAAAUUUACAGACCGCGAGUUCGUAAAGGCGGUAGCGAAGUGGCGCGAUGCCCUUGUUACGGAGUUGGCGCUCUAGUAGUUACAGCUGAAGCACAGGUCAUAUUCGUCUUAAUACUGUAGAUAGUAGUUCUCGCGCAGAACCAGAACGAGCUGGCAGGACUCUAUUUCUGAUUGAUCGAUUUCGAUUGUUUCUUGGUGCUGCUGCUAUGUGGAACAGGAGUCACAAGCCCAACAACAUGCAUGCAACGCCUCUACAUAAGUAGACGAAUCCAUGAUCUAGAUCUUAAUCUUAUAUAUACUUGUUCUUUGUCAUGAUCUGUACACCACCUCACAUGUUUGGAACACACAAUAAACAUAUGAUGAAACGCUCUGCCAU
Molecule: messenger RNA, 4478 nt
Organism: Amoebophrya sp. A120
Lineage: Eukaryota; Dinophyceae; Syndiniales; Amoebophryaceae
Source: the annotation of a GenBank genome assembly